This is a messenger RNA of Brassica napus (rape), 1379 nucleotides long. RefSeq names its product F-box/kelch-repeat protein At1g16250-like. Lineage: Eukaryota; Viridiplantae; Streptophyta; Magnoliopsida; Brassicales; Brassicaceae. The coding region runs from base 120 to 644 and encodes 174 amino acids. Gene Ontology annotation, molecular function: protein binding. The transcript is spliced from 2 exons. The record is from RefSeq and is a predicted model, not a curated record.
CUCUGUCUCUUGGGUAAAGUUGUGGACUUUAAGAGUGACUGUUGGGGUGGUUCUAAAGCAAGUUCGAGCAAGGGGAUCGAUCGGAAUCAGUAGACAUUCUCAAGUCUCAAGCUCGAAUCAUGGGGACCAUAGAACAGUCUAUCAUCCCAGGUUUGCCUGAUGAUUUGGCUUUGAGAUGCAUAUCGAAGCUUUCUCACGGCUAUCAUGGAAAGCUCGAAUGUGUCUCUAAAGAUUGGAGAGAUCUAGUUCGAUGUGAGGCUUACUCUUGCUAUAAAGCUAGAAAUGGAUGGUCAGAGAGCUGGUUGUUUGCUCAUUCUAACAACCAAUUGGUUGCUUAUGACCCUGAUGCUGACCGGUGGCAUCCACUGCCUAGGAAUGAAGCUAUUCAGGAUGGUUGGGAUCAUUCUGGUUUUGCGUGUGUUUGUGUUUCGAGUUGUCUUCUUGUGAUCGGGGGUUGCUAUGUGUCAUCGUUUCCUCGUGAGGAGCCUUUUGUUGUCACUAAUGUCGUCAUGCGGUUUGAUCCGUUUAAGAAAGAGUGGAAAAUGGUUGCUGGAAUGAGAACACCGAGGACUCGCUUUGCUUGUGCUGCUGUCUCUGGCAAGGUUUAUGUUGCUGGAGGUUUCAAUUUAACGCAAUCCAGUUGAGUUUCAUCUGCUGAGGUUUAUGAUCCUGUGGCUGAUAGGUGGGAGGAUUUACCAGCAAUGCCUGGACCAGAAAUGAACUGCUCUUGGUUUGGGUUAUCGUACAAAGGGUCAUUUCAUGUGCUGAGAGCUGGAGAGCAAAUUUCUACUCAAGCCUUCAGUCCAUUAGAGAUGACUUGGUCCACUGUGGUGGAUAUCUGGCCUCUCCCUAGGAAGAUGAAUUAUGCUGUUCAGGUGAUGAAAGAUGAUCGACUCUACUCUAUAGUAACCCAAGUACUGGGAGGAAGUUUGAUCCAGACUAGGGAUACAGAUGAUGAAGGAGAAUGGUAUACUCUUGGCUCAGUUCCUUGUGGUGUCGUUCUUCCUGAUGAUCCGAGAGAGCCACAGGUGCUCGGACACGGGUUUGCAGCUCUAAGGGAUGAGCUUUAUGUUAUAGGAGGCCGGUUCCUUAAACUGGAAAAAUCAGGUGCAGGGGGAUUUGAGAGAUUGUCUGUCGUGAGGGUAUGUGACCCUUUAGUUAGGCCUCUGAUCUGGAGAGAGGCCAAACCUAUGUACCUUCCAGCCGGUGGGCCUAUCACUGGGUGUGCAUCCUUGGAAGAAUCAUCUCCACCUUAACCAAAGGUGAUAGAUUCUUUCUGGAUGCACACAUUAUUACAAUCUAUCCUUUAUGUUGUGUAAUUAAUAUUUGCUUUAGUCUUUUAAAAUACAAGUAACCUGCCUCUUCAUUUCUCCUGCCGA